Molecule: messenger RNA, 473 nt
Organism: Prorocentrum cordatum
Lineage: Eukaryota; Dinophyceae; Prorocentrales; Prorocentraceae
Source: the annotation of a GenBank genome assembly
GCGCAGGGCCGCCGCCGCCGCCUCCCGCGGGGGUGUCCGCCGCGGGCCCCGCGGGGCCCACGGCUGCCGUGCGCCACGCCAGCGGGGCGGCCGCCCUCCAGGAGGGGCCCCAGCAGCGCUGCUCCUGGGACAUCGCCCUGGCCAAGCUGCAGGCGGAGUCCGAGCAGGCCGCGCCCGACCUGCGGGCGUGCCCGGCGUCCAGCGAUCAGCCGCUGUUAGCGGGCGUCGCCGCCGCUGCCGCCGCCUUGGGGGGCCUUGCCGAUCAACAGGCUGCACCCAGCUUGCGGGCGUACCCGGCGUCUGGAGAGCAGCCGCCGCAGGCGGACGCCGCCGGCGCUGCCGCAGCAGCGGUGGGCCCCGGCGAUCGCCAGGCUGCACCCAGCCUGCGGGCGUACCCGGUGUCUGGAGAGCAGCCGCUGCAGGCGGACGCCGCCAGCGCUGCCGCAGCAGCGGUGGGCCCUGGCGACCGCCAG